UUUAAUUCUUGUUAUUCAUAAACACUUAGGUUCUUGUUUUUUGGUUAGAAGAAUUUGCUAAGUAGGAAAAAAAAAAUGGAAGAAGUAGAGAUACCUCAAUAUUUCUUGUGUCCUAUAUCACUUAUGAUCAUGAAAGAUCCGGUAACGACGGUGACCGGAAUAACGUAUGACAGGGAGAAUAUCGAGAUGUGGUUGUUAACGGCGGAGGAAGAGUCGGCGACGUGUCCAGUGACAAAGCAGAAAUUGCCUAGAGACAUUGAGUUAUUGACACCAAAUCAUAUGCUCAGGCGACUUAUUCAAGGUUGGUGCAUUGCCAAUGCAAGUUAUGGGAUUGACAGAAUUCCAACUCCUAAAUAUCCUUUGGACAAAUCCCAUAUGCUUCGACUAGUUCGUCAGGUGAAUAAUGAUCAGCUUCGUGUUGAAGCAUUGAAGAAAAUUGAUGCUUUUGUGAUUGAGAAUGGGAAGAACAGGAAGUGCUUGGAGGAAGUUGGUGCAAUUAAGGCAAUGAUUUCUGUUAUAGUGAAAAGUUAUAAGGAAAGAAAACUAAUCACCGGCCUUGAAGAAGCUUUGAGAAUUUUCCACCGUGUUUGGAGCCCAACAACUGAAAAUAAACAAAUCGUCAAGGAAAACCAUGACCUAGUUGAAGCUAUUUUAUGGAUUUUGAGAAGUGAAAUGACCAAAAAUAAAGUUGUUAUCAAGACUCACGCGAUGAUGGUGUUGAAAAACGUGAUAGAGGUCUUGAGUUCAAAUCAUCAAUCGGGACUACACCCCGAAUUUUUUCAAGAAAUGGUGAAUAUUUUACGAAAAGAAAGCAAACAUCACAUCUCUCAACAAGCAACAAAAGCAGCUUUGCAAGUGCUAAUAGAUGCUUGUCAAUGGGGAAGAAACAAGCAAAAGAUAGUGGAAUCGGGAGCCAUAUUCGAGCUAAUAGAGCUCGAAUUAUGUAACCCAGAAGAAAGGCUUUCGGAAUUGGUACUUUGCGUUUUGGCUCAUUUAUGUACUUGUGCUGAUGGGAGGGCGGAAUUCUUAAAACAUGCAGCUGGAAUUGCUGUUGUUACUAAAAGGAUACUAAGGGUUUCAUCAGCUUUAGAUGAUUGUGCAAUUCAAAUUCUUGGAUCAAUUGCUAAGUGUUCAGCUACAAAAGAAGUGUUAAUGGAGAUGUUGAGAGUUGGAGCUGUGUCAAAGCUUUGCAUGGUGAUUCAAGCAGAUUGUGAAGAUUAUUUAAAGAAGAAAGCUAUGGAGAUCUUGAGGACACAUUCUUAUGCUUGGGGUAAUUCUCCAUGUAUACAAGUUUGUCUCUUGACUUGAUAUCCUGGACGAUAGAGCUAGCCCUAUAUUCCUAAAUUAAUGUUUUAUUCUUUUCUUUUCUUAACGAUACAUGUAUAAAUACAACAACAUUAUAUUGUAUCCCCUUUACUUUUCAAAAGAGAAAAAACUCUAGCGAAGAUCCUAGAAACACCAUAUAGAAGUUAUGAAGACUAUUACAAAUGGCGUCUUAAUUAAUAUGUGA
Lycium barbarum (goji berry) is the source of this 1510-nucleotide messenger RNA. Its product is annotated as E3 ubiquitin-protein ligase PUB23-like. Gene Ontology annotation, molecular function: ubiquitin protein ligase activity. Gene Ontology annotation, biological process: protein ubiquitination. The coding region runs from base 76 to 1308 and encodes 410 amino acids. The record is from RefSeq and is a predicted model, not a curated record. NCBI's taxonomy places the organism in Eukaryota, Viridiplantae, Streptophyta, Magnoliopsida, Solanales, Solanaceae. The transcript is spliced from 2 exons.